UCAAUGCUGUAUUUUAGUCUUUCAACAACACUUGUCGUGGAAACACCUUUGAAGAUUUGUACUGUUUUGCUCCCAUAUAUGUAUCCGCGUGUACGCCGCCACUAUCAAAAACAGUGAAAAUACUAAACACUUGAACCAGAGAUCAGACACCUCAACCCCGCGUUCCCCUCUCCCAUGUGCGACGAUUUAUGUUACGUUACGAAAAAUUCGAUCGAAUAUAGAAUAAUUUCGAGGAAAAGUUCAAUUUGCUCGAUUUCGUUUUUUGGACUGUGUUGUUAUAAUUGUUUGGGACGAGGAAAGGCAAGGGAAAAGUGAAGCUAAUCUGUGUUGAAUGGAUGUUUAAUAAUUGGUGUGAGCUGGAGAUCGUUACCAGUGAGUUGCGGUGAACAUUUGAAGCUGGUUUUUGAUUGGCGAUUGACGCAGACAGAUCGAGGAGGCAAGUGUGCAUGUUUGCAGAGAUUGAUACCCACUGCAGGGGGUUAAGCAGCUGAUUGGCAGAAAUUGGAAAAUCGAAGCGUUUGGCCACCCUUUAGAAUCCUGUUUUUCGGAAAGCUAGGUCCUUCAUGUGGAAUAAUUCUGAAAGUGGCAGUAGCUGAGUUUUCCGAAUAAGAACAGAUCGCUGAAUUGAAAAGAGAGAAGAAAUUGAACCAAAAUCAACCUUCCAAAGUUACUAACUUAAUGAAAUCGACAUCACAAAAAUACCAGUGCCUUAAGUGAGUGAUAGACAAAAGCAAAUUAAAAUCACAUUAAAUUUAGUUGAACUGACAGAAAAAAACUUCGUGUGUGUUUGCAACAAUUUCGACUGAAAAGAGAGAAUAAAAGUCAACGGACGCCGAAGAAAAACUUUUUAGAGUCAUUUCACUCUAAUCAACGAUAAUUCAAAUCAAUUGUUAGUUGCAACAGUGCAUGCAAGAAGAAAUUGUGUACAGUAGGAGAAGUAUAUAGUGGAACUCGAAACUUGAAAGGAGGAAAAACUGAGGCACUGAACCGAAUUUGCUUCUCCUCCUUCCGCCAAAACCAUUUCUUCUCCGUCUUUCGGACAGUACCCGCGCACGUGUGUGGUGCAGAAAAAAAGUAAGUGUAAUUGUGAAAGUACCCUAAACCGAGCAUCACGACGACGAACCACGGGAAAGACUUUGACGAAUGUAGAAGAGUGCGAAACGAAAAGAAAAAGCAAACAACACGCAAGCAGUAACAACAACAAAAAACGACUACGACCACUCCAUCGCAACAACAGCCGCAGCACUAUUGGUGAAUGAAUCCAGCCAAGAGGAAAAAAUCAUCGGUGCAAAGAAAGCAGAAGAAGGAAAACGGAAAAAUAGUGUUUAAAGUCGUAGCGAAUUUGAUGCAUGGAAAACGUCUAUAACAGUAUUGGAGAAUAGUUUCGUGCGAGAGCGAAAUUGGAAAAAUUAAUUCACCCACCCCAGUGAUAAUCGGCUGUGCAGAAAUAUUUAAUUUAUUUCUACGUUGUUAAUUUUAAAAUUCAUUUGGAACAAAACGGAGAAGGUUGAUAAACCACAUAUACACAAGAAAGCAGAAACAACGGAACCACUGCAUAAGUAGAUAUCUAUACUUUUACUCCGAAAUAAACGAAGCCAUAUUAGAUAGCUAACCUUACGAUAUAGCAAUCAAAAAACUAGAGUAUAUACGUAUCAGAGCUGCACUGCAGCCCAACAAGGUGUUUGCUCGGAAAGAAUAGCAAGCAAGCAAGCAAGCAGAAACAUGUCUUCAGUAAGUACCCCGACUGGUGAAUCAGUACCGCUGGUCACCCCACCGCCGUCAGUUGCCAAUAAGACGGAAACGGAGGAGGGAGAGGCGCCAGCAGUCACGGCUGUGGAGCCAACCAGCGUGGCAAAUAGCAGUGGUAAUGCAAGAAUUGUUGAAAAGGUGGAAACCGCCACUAUGACUGAUAUGCUUCCUAUGGAAAAAGAAGAAAGUGAAAGUGCUGCUCAGAGUGGCAAACCCGCCAAUGCUGCGAACAUUGACGGGGAGGAAGCAAAGAAAUGCACCGAAAAACCCCAGCCAUCUAUCGAAGUUAAGAGCACAGCUCCAAUGACGAUCGCAGAGAAGAGUGAGACGAUUAUCAAAGAAACAAUUCAGGAUGCCCUUGAGGCUCUAGAACUAGACGAUACUGUCGAUGCGGAAGAGCCUGACACGCUGUCACCUCUGAUGACUGAUAAUCACACUUUCUUGCAGCAUCAGGAGCUGUUGCGGGAUGAUCCUACAUCUCAGCAUCACUACCACCAUCAUCAUCACCAUCACGGACACGAUGAGAUUCAUGAUUAUGAUCUGGAUGAUGACGAGGAAGAGGAUGAUGAACUAUACUUGGAGGAGAAUGAUCAUCUGGGACAGGCCCCACCACCAUCUAAAAUGUCCCAUUCGGACACAAAGGACUCGAUUAGUUCUAUUGACAGCGACGUAUCAUUGUCGUUCGAUAGAAGAAAUUCGACAGAAUCCCAAAAUCCUCCAGAGGAUGCUGGGGCUGGUUCCUCUGAUGAUGCAGCAAAGGACUCUGGCUGCGACGUUGCCAAGAAACUGGACGAAAAUGCACCUAACGAAGAUGAAGCAUUUGAAGUUCCUGACGAUGAAAUGUGCGAAAAGAUUAUUGAGCAAGUGGAGUUCUAUUUCUCCAACGACAACAUCCUGAAAGACGCCUUUUUGUUGAAACAUGUUCGUCGUAACAAAGAAGGAUUCGUUAGCUUGAAACUUGUUUCCAGCUUCAAACGUGUGCGCCAACUGACAAAAGACUGGCGAGUCGUUGGAGAUGCCAUCAAACGCAAAAGCGUCAAAAUUGAGCUGAAUGAUUUGGGAACGAAAAUCCGAAGACUGGAGCCACUUCCGGUGUAUGAUGAAACAACUCCGUCACGCACGGUCGUUGCCACCGGAUUGCCAUAUGAUAAAUACACGGUGGAGAAGGUUUCAGAACUUUUCUCCAAAUGUGGUGAAAUUUCGUUGAUUCGGGUUCUUCGUCCAAACGGCCCUAUUCCAGCUGAUGUACGUCAGUUCAUCAACAAGCACCCAGAACUCCAGAAGAAUGAAUGUGCUCUGAUUGAGUUCACUGAAUCCUCGUCAGCUCGUCGAGCUCAGAACAUGGAUGAAUUCGUAGUCCUUGAACUAGUCGCCCCUAAGAAAAAGACUGGCAAAAAGGCCAACGUAACCAAAUUCGUCGAAAAUUACAAGUACGUUGCUGGUCACGACAUUGAGCGUAGCCGUGGAGGUGAAACGUUCGAUCACUCCAGAAUGCGACGUGGAUCAGGAGGUUUCUAUCCUAAGUCAGGAAUGGAGCAAUUCUAUCAACAGAUGGUCUCGCAACCACCACCACCGAUGCACCAUGAGCAACUACCCAUGCAGCCUCAGAUGAUUCCGAUGCCACCACAGCAGCAAAUGCAGCAGCCGCCAAUGUUCAUGCCGCAAUCGCCCCAACAGAGAAAGUAUUCGUACGGAAAUGAAAACUACGACUAUUGCAAUCGCCGCCCUAGUGCGUUUUCCAUGGGCAGUAAUGAUCCAUCCCGCAAGUAUUCCAGCUGCUCGGAGGGAUAUUCUAGCUGUGGUGAAAUGUCCAGGCGAACUUCUCAAUGUUCGUCUAUGGGAGACAGCAUGUCCAGACGUACAUCACAAUGCUCCGAAGUGCCAUCGCGAAGAACAUCUAACUGUUCCGAGUACUGCUCAUGUUCGCGUCGUAUGUCUCAAAAUUCGGAUGUCUAUCGCCGUAUGCCACAGUGUGAAUACAACAAUCGCAAAUUUUCGGUGGGUUCUAACAUGGAUCGUAAGUUUGCAAAUUCUCCAGAAAUGGGCAUGCCUCAACAGCGUCGCAUUUCGAUGGAAUCCAACUAUGACCGGAAGUUCUCCAGCGGAUCGAUGGGCUACGAAAGUCCCAACUUUUCUCCCCGGAAAUUUUCCAACGGUUUUGACCCACUGAGGAAGCUGUCCAACACUUCCGACUACUACAACGGUCGUCGUAUUUCCACCGAUUCAGGCUACGAUCGUCGUAUCUCGAUCGAUUCGGAAUACUCGGCUGGUGGACCACGAUCCCGUUCGAAUAGCGCCGUACAGAUGCAGUGCCAGCAGCAUGGACAAAAUACCGAAACUGUAGUGCGCACCCCGAUUGGACCAGACGGCAGCAGAGGUUUCGGUUCGCGAACUCGCCGCGUUGGACAGAUUAUUCCUCCAGCGCAGUAGGACGAGCCCGGGCCAGGGUGGUGGUAACAGGUGAGAACGACGCAGAAAUAGCGAUAGAUUGAUCCCGUCCCACGCUGCAUAGCACGCAAGAGACGAAUAAGGUUCGGUUAGGUCACAUUUUGCUUCUAAUUUAAGAGUAUUUCGUCCUUAAGUAUUUUGCUUUUAUACAUAUACACAAAAUUGUGCGAUCGCGAAUGAAUGAAGAGCUCUCCCACAUAGAACCCGGGCUGCACGAUGAGACGGAUAGACAGACCCGCAGCGUGGUUCAAAACUUUCGCUACCCGUACCCCGUUUUUUCUCACGAUCCCCCCGCGCCUACAAUUUUGUAGAUCUACUUGGUCGUUUACCGAAACGCUGCAAUUGCAGUGCAUCACCUAGCCGUGCAGAAGAAUGAGGAAGAGCAGCGGCCACGGUGAGCGGUGAUCGUGAAUCGUUGCGCAAAGCCAACAAUCGGGUGCAUACUCUUCUGUACCGCUACCUACACACACACGCGCGCGCACACAGGUUCAGUGAAACGCAUAGUUACAGAUAGGGGUAUGUCAGUUUGUCAUUGACGUAGGUUCACGGGCGUAGCCAGGAUUUUCAUGAAACGCGACACUAUAAAGAACUGGAAAAAAGUUACAUUCUACUACAGUUAACAAAUUAAGGUUCAUAAUGCGAUUUUGUUCAAUUCAUAGACCGGACAACAGGUUCUGUUAACGAUUUUGAGCGAAUCAACCUAAGGAAGACAUUUCUCCAGGUUUCUAUCCAAUAAUAACUUUGGAAUGCAAGCAGGCAAUCCGCAGUCGAAUUUUAAUGCCAUACCACAGCAACUUUAUGCUGAAAUUGCAAUAAAACCCGACAAGUUCAAUUGAAGAAUGAUCAUAGGAAACGCUACAGAGUUGUUCCUAGUUUGUUCCUAGCUCUUAAAAAAUGCCAUCCAAGAAAUGUAUGUCCCCUAAUGACCCCUCCACUUACCCCUAUGCGCAACUUAAGCCCUCGCGGUUAGGUCUGCAGAUAAAAACGUGCUCUCGGCGUCGGCGCUAGCUGUCUGGUAUUGAGUCGAUUCACACCGACGACGACGAGAAAAUGCUAGCGAAGAGCUAAAACGGAAUGAGUGAGCAACGCAAAGCCCGACGCGGAGGAGGCAGACUGCCUGGCGUGGCACGUGAGCUAAGCCAAGCGCCUCUACUCAAGAGCAAAGAGAAAGAGAACUGUGCAGGUCGAGGUUGGGUUGCUUUGCGAUCUUCGCAGACUAGGUACAGUGUUGGACAAUACAUAUGCAGGUUUUCGAUUUUUCAUACAAAAUGAUCAGCUUUGGUAGGCUAGAUCUAAGUAUUUUUUGGAUCGAUUUAACUGAAAUUU
Molecule: messenger RNA, 5523 nt
Organism: Aedes aegypti (yellow fever mosquito)
Lineage: Eukaryota; Metazoa; Arthropoda; Insecta; Diptera; Culicidae
Gene: Achl
Exons: 1
Coding region: 1723-4179 (818 amino acids)
Biological process (GO): RNA processing
Cellular component (GO): nucleus
Molecular function (GO): mRNA binding
Source: RefSeq, a predicted model, not a curated record